AUGGCGAUGCUUAUAGAACUGCAUAUGUGUCCCAGCCUGUUUGCAACAACGACGGAUCAGUGCUCAGUUAUGGCAAAAAUGAAUGACGAGGCUGAGUGCUUUCGUGUCUGCGUAGUGACCCUUAGCGGGGCGUGUUACCAGGACGAGUUUGACGAGGAGGGUCUUUCCGUGGUGAAGGCAACUCUUGGGGAACACGUCAGUUGGUCGGAAUUCUUUGGUUUAGUGCGUGAGGCCUUCAUCACUGGCCAGGUAAAGGUGCAGGGGGUAGGCGAAGCUGCUGCGGCGGUGUCGUGUCAUGUCUCUGGCACCGGAAACGACGGUGAAGGUUGUGUGGUGAAGUUUACUGUAAGCAAGGUGGAUGCACCUUUGAUGCCGACUCUUGUGAAGGCGCUAGUGGAUGCUUAUCAACUGCAGGCCCAUCCAAAGGUGCACGAGCAGCAGCUGGCCACGCUGACAGAGGAGCUUCUCCAAACCAAAAUGAGGGUAGAACAGGCGGAAAGAGAGGUUUGUGUUUUGAAGGAAAGUUUUCUGUGGAAACGACAACUCGACAUUCACAAUACCCAACGCAUCGAGAAAAUGCAGGAAAAGAUCGCCAACUAUACAUUGAAUGCAAAUGACGGCCGGAUUGCUGCAGCAGAAAAUAGAGGAGACACCUGCGGGCGGGGUAGAAGCAUUGCGGAGGCCCCCACCAAAGGUUGUAUUCGACAACCACUUGGAGAGGAGGAGUGCAGGCCGUAUGACCCUGAACUCCUUGCUAUCAUCAAAGGUCGAUGGGUGACUAAGUCUGAUAUUGACUCGAAUUCCGCACAUAAACACGUCAUUAUGCCUCUUACUUUGACUGAGCUGCGUGGUCGAGUCCCCAUGUUUGCUAACAGACAGCAGGAGGCUGUAUGGGAAGCCCUAGAUAAGUUAGAUGACUGGGACUAUAACGUUUUUGAUGUUCAAAGGGCCAUGACUGGGGAUGAUUUUGCGUCACUGCAUCUUCAAACAAAGGGUGGUUCACUUUUUAUAACCAUGUACGCACUGUUGAUAAAGUAUAACCUUCUUUUCAAGUUUAACAUUGAUGAACAGAUUGCGUUGAACUGGAUUAGUACUGUAGAGGCAGGAUAUAAUGGCAAUCCAUACCACAACUCCAUGCAUGCUGCGGAUGUUCUGCAUAUCACCCACUACAUACUAAGCAAGGGGGGUCUGGCAAAACGUUGUCAGUUAUCCGAUCUACAGGUGUUUGCAGUUCUUUUUGCGGCUGCUAUACACGAUUACAAUCACCCUGGUGUGAAUAACAACUUUCACGUUAAGACACAAUCGUAUAACGCAAUACUUUACAAUGAUCGCAGUGUGCUGGAGAAUUUGCACGUUUCAAGCGUGUUUGAGCUGAUGAAAAAUCCAAGAUUUAACAUUCUUGAGAGUUUUUCUGAUGAGCAAUGGAGGGAAAUUAGGGAAACAGUUAUUGACAUGGUGUUAGCUACAGAUAUGAGUUUGCACGGGAAGUAUAUUGCGCGGCUUAAACGGCGUCUUGAUGAACGAGCGAGUUUUACAGACCGCGAAGACCAAAAUCUUGCUCUAGCCAUGGCGCUGAAACUAGCUGACGUCUCAAACUGUGGUCGGCCGCUUGAUAUUUACCUCAAAUGGAGCGCCAAGGUGUCGGAUGAGUUUUAUCUUCAAGGGGAUCGGGAGCGGAACUUAGGUUUCGAGUGUAGCCCGUUCAUGAACCGCCUACAGCCUGCUCUCGCCAAGGGGCAGGUUGCCUUCAUGAAUUACAUUAUUAUUCCAUUUUUUGAGAUGAUGGUGGAGUUGCUGCCCAACAUGCGGCUGUCAGUAGAGUGUGCCGAAAUAUGCAGGAAGUAUUGGAUUCAGUCUGGGGAGGAGUGA
Molecule: messenger RNA, 1869 nt
Organism: Trypanosoma rangeli
Lineage: Eukaryota; Euglenozoa; Kinetoplastea; Trypanosomatida; Trypanosomatidae
Product: putative cAMP phosphodiesterase A
Exons: 1
Coding region: 1-1869 (622 amino acids)
Biological process (GO): signal transduction
Molecular function (GO): 3',5'-cyclic-nucleotide phosphodiesterase activity
Source: RefSeq, a predicted model, not a curated record